Messenger RNA from Adineta steineri, 882 nucleotides. The record is from the annotation of a GenBank genome assembly. NCBI's taxonomy places the organism in Eukaryota, Metazoa, Rotifera, Eurotatoria, Adinetida, Adinetidae.
AUGUUAGCACUUCAUCAUCAAGUAACGUGGAUUUCGGAGAAUAUCGAUCUAUGUGGUUUGGCAUAUCCAAAGAAAGAUGAACAUGCUGAAUAUACUGGUAGAUUUAUGAGUAGUGGUCCGAAUAAGUCACCAAUUACAAUAGAAACUACUCGUAUUCAUCCUGACUCUGAUCGUUUCGAUCAAACGAAAGAUUAUAUUGGUUUAAUAUUCUACUUGCGUAAAGGUCAAAGUAUAUAUCAGUUUAAUGAUAAGGAAUAUAAGACUGGCGAUAUUGUAAUCAAAUCAUCAGACAGAGUUUUUAAAGAAACAGAAGGAAAGAAACCGAAAAAACCGAACUAUAUUCAUGGCAGAUUGUUUUAUACGAUUUUUGGUCAUUGGAAACAUAAAAAACACGGAUUUGUUUGUGGUGGAUUUUCAUAUUACGGGAAAAAAAAUCAAAGUAAAAAAUGGAAGUUUAACUCUGGAACAUUGAAUACAAUGAAUCCAAAAAAUAACGAUGAUACUUAUCAUAAUACUGAUAGAACAUUGGACAAUUUUGAAGAAAAAAUUAUACAGAAAGCAAUCACGCAUUUAUAUGAGAAUCAUCAAUGGUUGUCAAAACAUCCUGAAGAUCGCAUACAUUUUAAAACACUGUUAUACCAUGCCGAUCCACCAAAUGUACAUCCUGAUAGAGAACUUCGUGGUACUGUCAAGUCGUUUGAUUCUAAUAGAGGUUAUGGUUUUAUUGAGUGUAUCGGUUUUAAAGAAAAUAUAUUUGUCCAUUAUUCUGAAAUUGUUGGUCAACCUUUUCAACGGCGUUAUUUGAACAAGAACGAUACUGUUCUGUUUAAUAUUAUUCAUACUCAUAAAGGAUGGCAAGCAAAAAAUGUUCGUUCUACUUAA